CAGGCCCUCCUAGGCGGAAGGUGAUCGUUCAGCGAAGGGUGACCCGCCGGCCGCGAGAUGUCGAAGUUCGACGAGUUGCUGAUUCUCCUGGGGACCGGAAGGUGGAAUCUGGUGACCUUCUUCGCUGCGGGAUACUGGAUGAUCCAGGUCCCUUGCCAGAGCGUGGGCGGCGCCUUCCUCACGCCCGAAGUGGACCACUCUUGCCGCCUUCCUCCCGAGGCCACCAACGUGUCGGAAGUGUCACAGUGCAAGUACAACGUGACGACCUCUGUUGGGAGCUUCGAGGAACGACCCUGUCUGCAAUGGGACUUCGACAACACGACCUACACCAACACCUUGACCUCAGAGUUCCAGCUGGUGUGCGAAUACAGGUUCCUUCGGCCAGCCUUCAAGAGCCUCUACUUCUUCGGUGCCUUCGUCGGGGCUCCUCUGAAUGGAUGGUUGUCUGAUAAAUACGGGAGGAAGACGAUGCUCGUGGUAGGGACUCUCACCUACUCGGUCUUGGCCAACGCGGUCUCCUGGCUUCACAACAUCUCGGUUAUCCUGCUGGCCCGGUUCUGCUUGGGGCUGAUGCAUCCGACGUCCAUACAUUCUGCUUUCAGUCUAGCCAUGGAGAUCUGCGUCCCCCGCUACAGAUCCUUCGUGGGCAUCCUCGUUUUUCUUGCCUUGGUCUCUGUCCGUCAUCGCCCUGGGUGGCUAUGGCUACCUGCUGAGAGACUGGAGGUGGCUCAUGUUCACAGUCUGUCUGCCGAGUCUGCUGUUCUUGCCCGCGCUGUGGUAGUGGGAUAG
This is a messenger RNA of Penaeus vannamei (Pacific white shrimp), 789 nucleotides long. The record is from RefSeq and is a predicted model, not a curated record. Lineage: Eukaryota; Metazoa; Arthropoda; Malacostraca; Decapoda; Penaeidae.